GUCGUCACUCGAUUCAUAUACACCUCCAACACACGCACGUACGACAACGUUGCCAAAGUACACGAUACUCAUAAGUACCUACUAAUAUCGUGUAGAAUAGUAAUUUUUCUGUUAGAUACUAUUCACAACCGAAUGUGAAUCGCACGCGUAUACAAUAGAUAACUAAAUUAUACAAUAAUAAUUAAAUAUAUUAUUCUAUCCGCGCGUACCUUUCUGGUGUCUAUAUAGCUGCAAGACCAGCUGAGUAUCUCCUCUGCGGAUCACUCUUCUUCACUGAGAUAAUAUUGUUUUAUAACAUACAGUAAUAGUUAUUGUAAGAGCUUACCACCACCACGAUGGCCGAAACACCAUGUUUCUUCGGACUAACAACUGUCCGCAUCGGCGCACGCGUUGUGGCUUAUUUACAAUUCUGGUCUCAAUUGUUCGUUGUCAUACUGUUGAUGUUCAGUUAUUUCAAUUAUUGGUUGGACACGGAUAAUAGUCCUACUUCUACGAACACGAAUGCGACUGCCGCGAACGAGACUUCGUCGACUGCAAUCAUAAUAUAUUAUAACGAACUGGAUUUCGACACCGCGAUCUUUUCACAACUGUCGGGUUCACUUCUGAUUAUGUACACUAGUUACUAUUUAAGAAUAGCCACGUACACACACAACUUAAUGCACAUCAAUUUUUGGAUGAUWCUCAACUGUCUAAAUUUCCUCACAUCAGUCGCGUUUAUCAUACUUGCUGCAUGGAGAAUUGGAAAAUUUGCAAUAUUUUUUACAGGCUUGAUUGGAUGCUUUGCAAAAUCAUAUAAAUUAUACGUCGUCUAUCAAUUUUACAUGGAUGAGACUUCAACAGCCACAGUUAACGAUAAUCAAAACGUAUYGAACAAUGGAGAUCAGCCGCUACCUCRAAAUCACGCAACUAUAGAAAUCAAAACAGAAACAAACAUAGUGAAUGAUUACCACCACCCCACUUUGGACGUAAAAAAUGUUACACAGACCGCUUAAAUAGAUAUGACGAUAAAUCAUUCUAAACUUWAAGAUUUUAAAACUCAUUGUGAUGUACUUAUAAGACCUUAUAUAAUAGGUAUGUAUAAUAAUAUGGCAGCCGCCAGCCAAAGAUACUGUGGUCAGAAUUAUUAUGUUACAAUAUUAUAUAUUAUAUUAAAUGCAUUAAUUAUUGUAUUUUGCAUUGUGCAUGGUUAUUACAA
Diuraphis noxia (Russian wheat aphid) is the source of this 1195-nucleotide messenger RNA. RefSeq lists its product as uncharacterized. The record is from RefSeq and is a predicted model, not a curated record. NCBI's taxonomy places the organism in Eukaryota, Metazoa, Arthropoda, Insecta, Hemiptera, Aphididae.